Molecule: messenger RNA, 1672 nt
Organism: Apis cerana (Asiatic honeybee)
Lineage: Eukaryota; Metazoa; Arthropoda; Insecta; Hymenoptera; Apidae
Gene: CSP3
Product: chemosensory protein 3
Source: RefSeq, a predicted model, not a curated record
AAAAAAAAAUAGUAGAAUAUAUAAGUUUAAAAUUAAAUAUUAAAUAUGUUAAAAAAAGAAUAAAUUAUUAUAAAUUAUUAAUACAUUGCAAAAAACAAAUAAAUCUUAAUAUUCUUAAUAAAAUAAAAUUCUCUUACAUCUUAUUAUUUAAGAGAAUUUUUUAUAACUAAUUAAUUAAUUAAUAUCUCACAUUUAAAUAAAAAUAAAAAAAAGUAAAAAAAUUCAUACAUUCAUAUUCUAUUCCCAUUUAUUAUUUGCCUUUUUAUUUGUUCAAAUUUUGGAUAUUAAGUUCAAUAAUAAAAAACAAAAUAUUAUUAUUUCACGUUAUUUAAUCUUUCAUCUAAUUAUGUAUCAAUUUCCUAUGAGAAAAAAAAGGAACACUGAUAUAUUUUUCGCAUGAAUGGAAACUAGAAGUAAAUACACAGCUACACUGUUACAUUGAUUAAUCAAGUAGAGUUCGGUCGUCAUUGUUCCCACCUUCGACCAUUAUGGACCUCUACGAUUAAUCCUACCACCAGUAAGCGGACAUAUAUAAGUGCCAUGAGCCAGAGGACUUUUACAAUCGUACAACUAAUAGCAGCUAACACGUCCAGCAAUCAUGAAGGUCUCAAUAGUUUGUUUGGUCCUUAUGGCGGCCAUUGUCCUUGUGGCUGCUCGUCCAGAUGAAUCUUCAUAUACAUCUAAAUUUGACAAUAUUAAUGUGGAUGAAAUUCUGCAUAGUGAACGUUUGUUGAACAAUUACUUCAAGUGUUUGAUGGAUGAAGGAAGAUGCACAGCAGAAGGAAAUGAACUUAAACGAGUCUUGCCUGAUGCUCUGGCCACCGAUUGCAAAAAAUGCUCUGAGAAGCAACGAGAGGUGAUCAAGAAAGUGAUCAAGUUCUUGGUCGAGAAUAAGCCAGAAUUGUGGGAUUCCCUUGCCAACAAAUACGACCCAGACAAGAAGUACAGAGUCAAAUUCGAGGAAGAAGCGAAGAAGCUCGGCAUUAAUGUUUAAUUCAAUAAAUUGAGAAUCAUCAUUGAAGAUUCAUUUAUAAAAUUAUUCGAAAUCUUGAUAUAUAUGUAGACGAUAUAAUAAGCAGUUGUAGUAAAUAUGAAAGAAGCGGAAAACAAUCUCGACGUGACAAUUAGUGUAAGUUUAUAACAGGAAUAAAAUCGUCUUUUGUGAAUUAAUGAACUGUUUGUUUUUGAAAAAAAAAAAAAAAAAAAUUCCAACGAGGGGAUCAGUUGACCAGACGUGAUAAAAUUUUAAAUUCGUUUUCCUGUUUUCAAUUUCAUGCACGAAAAAAAAAAGCAUUAUUUCGUACGAUUUCGUAUUCAUCGUGCGAUAUAUGGUCAUCCAUCGUAUCAUUUUAGAACCGGUAAGAAAUAUCGAACGACGACUGAUUAUAUAAUUUUGAAAGCGAUCUUUGUAAUUUUAAUAAUUCAAUCUCGAUAUGAAGUUCUCUAUAAUUUUCCUCGUGUAAUGUUUAUUGACAGAAGAAGUCUCAUUACAAAGUAUUUACAAAGUAAGUUAUCAUAGCAUUAAAAUGCAUAAGUAAUUAAAUUUUUUAGCCGUGAUUUUUUUCAAAUGAUCGGAUAAUUUUUUAUUAAAAUAUUUUUUAUCGUAUAAUUAAAUGAUUGGAAUUUUGAUUUAGAUACAGAUGAUAUUUUGAAUAAAAUUAAGGUAAUUAUA